AUGGAGGACGUUACGGAAAGUCUAGCCGCGGCGUGGAAGGAGGCGAUGAAGGGCGUGAAGGUCGGUUACAAGAAAACGAAGUCGGUGCUGAAGCAAAUCCCAGUGGACCGCCUCAAGGCAAUCUCAGGGGCCGGUGGCGUCAUGUCGCACGCCGACAUCCGGCGCUUCUUCCAAGUGAAAUAUGGAGCCGAGGUGCGCAACGCCGAGGGAGAACCCGUGGAGGCGGACGAGGUCAGCGAUGUGGAGAGCUCCGACGAGGAGCCGCUCACCGACGCGCAGGUGCACGAGAGAGUGGACAAGAAGUUCUUCGACAAGACGUACAACCCUGCCAAAUUUGAACUCGAGCACAUGGAUAACUUCGCGUACACUGACGACGAGACGGAAGGCCGGGUAAUGCGCGAGGCGGCGGAGGGAAAGAUACGGGAACUGCGCCAAAAGUGCAACACUGUCAGCACAACACUCAAGCAGCGAGUGUUGGCGCACCACCACGCCUUCGUGAGUGGCACGGAGAAGAUUCGCGACAUCAACGACAGCCUGCUCAUGACCUCGAGCGACUGUAAGAAAGCACGCGCGGCGAUUCGCAGGUCAAAGGCAUCUGUUGCUUCGCAGGUAGCGUUGCUGGCGCAGCAACGCACGAAGGAGAACGUGGAGGCGACCAUUCAACUGCUGGAGGCAAUGAAGGCGAUGUGUGGGAAGCGAACUCAGCUGAUGAACCUCAUCUCCAGCGGCAAGGUGCAUGAGGCGGCCGGCUUCCUCAAGCGGGAAGGCUCCAUCGACAUGGAGAACUCGCUGACGAAAAUCUACUGCGUGAAAUCUGUGAUGGCAGAGUGGCGCUUGUACCGCGACAACUCUAAGAAGCUCACCGACUGCAUCGAGGUGGUGCUCGCAGACUGCUUGACGAACAAGUUCAUUGUACCCAGGUACUGCAACGCGCUUGAGGCCUCACAGCACCUCGGCUGCGCCGCCGAGACGUGCGCCUCAGUGGCAACUCUGCUGUGGCGCACGGCAGUUCAGAUUCUUUGCAAGUCCCUGACAGAAGUGUCGUUUAUGAAGAAUGAGAACGCUCCACUAGCGGACAUCGCAGAGAACAUACACCCUGACUACCUCAUCCUCGGCGUGCGGCAGAUGGCUGCCAAGUUGAUGGAUUUCUUGUAUCUGUACUCUACCGUGGUGCGACUCCAUGAGGAGGAGCGCCACACCAACUCACCAUACGCCGGCUUGCACAACCAGGCGCUGCAGCGCCUGCAGGACAUGGGCCAAAGAGCCGGCCGUGACUUGGUCGAGAAGUUGACCGUGGUGCUCUCGAGUGUGCGCCUCGCCUCAAUUGACCCAGACCGUGUGCUGCAUCUGUUCGUGGUGGUGAGUAUGCUGACCGAAGCGUUCGGCGUACUGGGACUUGAAAAGACGGAGCAGGCCGCGGCCAGAACGAAGACCAAGGCAGUGCUGCUGCGUCACAUGCAGAUGCACUUCCAGACACCUAAGGCCCACGAAGUACUGGCCUUCAUGGCAGAGGACGACUGGACCGUUAGCGCUGUCUCUCCUCAAUCCCUGAGCAUGGUGAAGCCGUUGUCCCCGAACAAUUUCAAGAGCUUCGUCAAGGAGGUGAAGCAUUACCUGCACCAGGGCGUUGAUGACAGCCUCCUCGCUGCAGGGACGAUGCCGCUCAUGGAAAACCCGUUCCUCACUCAGAAAAUGCUCGAGCCCGCUGACACGUCCAGUCUUGUGCAGACGCAGACUUUCGGUGCCUACUGGGCGACGGUGAAUACGGGUCGCGCGGCAGACGUCACCGGUGACUCUGAAGAAUUCGCCCCCCCGACGGACAACGUAGGGCCUGGCGUAGAGGCGGCUCCGCUGAGUGCGCCUGUCGGCAGCCAGAACACCGCUACACUUGCGUCGUCAGUGGGCAUGCCGCCCUCCGUCCUCACUUCCAGUGCCAUUUCCGUCACCAACGCUUUCCUCGAGUACCAGGCCCGCAUAGCAGUGCGGUUUCCUCCCUUGGCAGCCGAUAUCCUUGGCUGGUGCGAAGAAUUGCUGUGCCUCUAUUUCUACACUGUCGUGGACAGCUUUGUGUCGGUGUCGCGCAGUGUGCCAAUCGAGCAUCAGGGCGACUUCUCCGUGACCGCACAGCGAGUGUUAGCUGGGGUUCGUGCAGCAGGAGAACGUGCGGUGGGGGCGGUCAACGGGCAGUACACACCGAAGGAUCAUGACCGGCAUCUCUACGGCGGCGGCGGUGUCGGCAGCACCAGCGUGUCGACCUCGCGAUUCCCGCCCGUCGUGUGGGGCCGUCUAUCCAACGAGCUCACGAGCGCCGCACAACAGUUUGCUGUUGGCAACCGCACAGUGGCGUGCCAGUCGGUGCUUAGCCUCAUCCUUUUCUACGAGGCCACCAUCCAGACAAUAAGCCCGCUUCUUCCAGUGACCGUGACGCAGCCCUACAUGCAGCGGUGCCGCACGCUCUACGGAGCGGCGCACGAGGUGCUGCAUGUGUGCAUCCACCGACUGUGUCAGGCUAUUCUCCCCGUGGAGAGCGUCUGCAACAACAUCGCGAAGCUGAAGGGCAGCAAGGACGAAGUGACGGUGAGUUCCUACGUGGGGCAGCUUGUGGGUAGCAUGAAGGCUCUCAACGAGCAGCGUGUGCCGAUGCCUACCCCGGCUCUCGAAUCGGUCUUCUUACAGCGUCUCAUCUUUGCCGCACAGGCCGUGCUGGUGCGAGAGUACAGUAAACUCUCCAAGAAGCGCAUGAACGACUUCUUCGUGAUGCAGCUACAGGUGGAUGUGCAGUCCUUUCAGCAGCAGGCCACCUCCAUCUUUGGCAAGUCUUCGGUCGUGAUGCCCGACUACGUACUGCGGAUGGUGAAGGCAGGCUUCUUCGCGGGUGAAAAGGCGCAGUGCCUGAAGUGGGUGCGCUCCAAUCACACCCUGUACUACAGUGUGGACCUAGUAAGCUGGUUUGGGGCAGCCGAUAGGCCCUUCGUGCUACAGCUGGAGGACCUGUUGGUUCGGGAGCUGAAGCACCAGGAUAUCCUUCCCAUGGAUGGCUUUGCCCUCUGA
Molecule: messenger RNA, 3051 nt
Organism: Leishmania braziliensis MHOM/BR/75/M2904
Lineage: Eukaryota; Euglenozoa; Kinetoplastea; Trypanosomatida; Trypanosomatidae
Exons: 1
Coding region: 1-3051 (1016 amino acids)
Biological process (GO): endocytic recycling; retrograde transport, endosome to Golgi
Cellular component (GO): EARP complex
Molecular function (GO): SNARE binding
Source: RefSeq, a predicted model, not a curated record